GAAAAAGGCAACGCUUCUUCCUCCUUCUCGUUCAAAGACACAUAUUCCAAUGGCUUUCAGAUUGUUGACCAAGGGCGCUGCUGCCGCUGCCAUCUCCCGUCCCAUCGUUAGUGCUUCCCGCAAGUCUCUCGGUGCCACUGCUGUCCGUCACUACUCUACCCCAACCAAGGAGGUUGAUCCCAAGACAAAGGCCAACAGCAUCAUUGACUCCCUUCCCGGAAACUCCUUCGUUUCCAAGACUGGUUUCGUCACUCUUAGCACUGGUGCUGCCACCUUCUUGAUCUCCAAGGAGAUCUACGUCUUGAAUGAGGAGACUCUUGUUCUCGUCGCUUCUCUCGGUCUCCUUGGUGUACUCCUCAAGUACGUCCGUGAGCCCUUCACCACCAUGGCCAACGACCACAUCUCCCGUAUCAAGAACAUCUUGGUUCAGGCCCGUGAUGACCACAAGUCUGCUGUCCAGGAACGCAUCAACGAGGUUGGUCAGAUGAAGGAUUUGGUUGAUGUUACCAAGUCUCUCUUUGCUAUCUCUCGCGAGACUGCUGAGUUGGAGGCCGAAGCCUUUGUAUUGAAGCAGCAGGUUGCUGUUGCCCAUGAGCUCAAGACCACUCUUGACUCCUGGGUCCGCCACGAGGCCAGCGUCCGUGAGCGUGAACAGAAGCAGUUGGCUGCUUACUUGAUUGAGAAGAUCCAGAAAGAUUUGCAGGAUCCCAAGGUCCAGCAGCAGAUCCUCGACCAGGCCGUUUUGGAUGUCCAGAAGCUCGCCAAGACUGCUUAAGACAUUCAUUGUACAUCCAAAAUAAACAUUCAAAAAUCACACUUGUGAAUUGUUACAAAUUGUA
Messenger RNA from Phycomyces blakesleeanus NRRL 1555(-), 839 nucleotides. RefSeq names its product ATP synthase F0 subcomplex subunit B ATP4 (gene ATP4). The coding region runs from base 50 to 775 and encodes 241 amino acids. The record is from RefSeq and is a predicted model, not a curated record. Gene Ontology annotation, biological process: proton motive force-driven ATP synthesis. Lineage: Eukaryota; Fungi; Mucoromycota; Mucoromycetes; Mucorales; Phycomycetaceae. The transcript has 7 exons. Gene Ontology annotation, molecular function: proton transmembrane transporter activity.